AUGGAUCCGGAAAUCUUGAUGCAAGUCUUCAGAGGCCUUUCUGCAACAAAUGUUACCAAAAACGUUCACAAAGAGCCGUAUCCGGCUAUCUCACCCUCGCGGCCUGAGCUGAGCCAGACCGGAAAGGUUGUUCUUGUCACCGGUGGAGGUACUGGAGUAGGCUUUAGCAUCGCAAAGGCAUUUAUCCGCGCCUCAGUAGAUACCAUUAUUAUAAUUGGUCGCCGUGCAGAUGUCCUCGAGAAGGCUGCCUCUGAUCUCAAGCAAGAAGCCCGACUUGUUCGCACAAGUAGCAAGAUUAUUACCCGCUCUGUUGACGUUGUCGAUUUGGUACAAGUCGAUGCUUUUUGGGAGUAUCUAGCUACUCAAGGUAUUAAUGUCGACGUAUUAGUCGCCAAUGUUGGCAGAAGUUCAGUGCCCAAAUCGAUGACUGAGCUUGGUGCAACUCGCGUUUGGGAGGAUUUUGAGAUCAAUGUCAAGUCCCCAAUUUAUUUCACGGAGAAGUUCUACAAUCAGCCCGGAGAUAAGAAAAAGUAUUUGAUCAAUGUGUCAUCAAGCGUUAUUCAUAUGACAGCGUAUCCGGGGGUUGGCGACCGUCCUGCCUAUCCAUUGACCAAGAUGGCAGGUACAAUGUUCUUUCAGCUUACCGCUCAGAACGUGUCGCCUGAAAAGAUGCAGGUAAUCAGCUUUCAUCCAGGCUACAUCUAUAGUACAGGAUGGGAAACUGUGGGCUUAAAGAUUCCCAGGGAGCUAUUUGACAGUGACGAUCUUUGUGGCGCAUUUGCAGUUUGGACUGCGACUGAUGAAGCCAAGUUCCUACAUGGUAGAUUCGUUUGGGCAUCCUGGGACGUUGAAGAGCUUGCUUCUGGAGAGCUUCGAAAACGAAUUGACGAAGAUCCUUAUUUUCUACGAACCUCUAUUUCUGGCUUGAACGGUACCAACCUAGCAUGA
Talaromyces stipitatus ATCC 10500 is the source of this 948-nucleotide messenger RNA. RefSeq names its product short-chain dehydrogenase, putative. The transcript has 3 exons. Gene Ontology annotation, molecular function: oxidoreductase activity. NCBI's taxonomy places the organism in Eukaryota, Fungi, Ascomycota, Eurotiomycetes, Eurotiales, Trichocomaceae. The record is from RefSeq and is a predicted model, not a curated record. The coding region runs from base 1 to 948 and encodes 315 amino acids. Gene Ontology annotation, cellular component: cytosol.